Closterium sp. Naga37s-1 is the source of this 1221-nucleotide messenger RNA. Lineage: Eukaryota; Viridiplantae; Streptophyta; Zygnematophyceae; Desmidiales; Closteriaceae. The record is from the annotation of a GenBank genome assembly.
AUGUGGUCGCACAUCGGUGCGGCCGACGCGCAUAACAGAGAGCAGCUGCACCUGCGCGCCUUGCAACUGGAUGACCGAAAGGAAGGCGAACGACGGGUUGCCCUCAUGCGACAGCAGCAGCAAGUUCAAGGCGACAUGGAGAAAUUCGGCGCCACAGCCAUCGCAACCGGACCUCCUGGUAGCGCCGGCAAAUCCAAGUCACGCGGCUCUCAUACUCGCGAGUUCCCCUGGCUGUCGGCGUCGCCUAAGGCUCCGCCCGCCGUGUUGGAUUCGCCGUCCGCGCGGUGGGAGGGAGGGGGUGGCGCGGAGGAACGCGUGGGGUACGGCGCAUGGCGGAAACGGGGGACGGAGGCGGUGGCGGUAAGAAGCGGAGACGCGCUACCCGGGGAGCAUUUCGAGGCGCGCAGGCUUCAAUUCUCCGACGAUGCGGCGGCGGCGGCUUCGGGGGUUGGGCUGCUGGGAGAUCUUGGAGAUCUCGAGGCUUCUAAGGACGGCUCGCCUACUAAGAGGGCGAGGGCUGGUCUAACCAGUCCGCUAGCCGCCUCCGCGACUGGUGAAGCAGCUGCGGCGGCGGCGGCUGUAACGGCGGCGGCGGCGGCUGUAACGGCGGCGGCGGCGGCGGUGUUCAGAGGUUAUCAGGCUCCGAGCUGCCACGUGGCGGACAAGCUACAGCAGCUGCGGUGUUUUGACAAUCGCGCGCAAGGGCGACAGGGAACUGCGGCGCUCGAUGCGGUGGAAGCCAUGCUCGUGCAUGCUCGCGCCGCGCUCGGUGCAGCGGCUGCGACGGGCGGCGCGGCAGGGACGAACAACACCAACUCGCUUCAAGGCGGCAUGCCGGGCACACCGCGGGCUGGCCGGCCGUUACCAUCUGUCGACGCAGACGAGUGCUUUGCCGGCCGUCUCGACGACGCGUUUCAGCGGCAGCAGCACCAGCAGACGGCCGCGGCGCUUUCUCACGGUAUGCUGAGACUCCUUUUUGACGACGGUACGCUGGCCGCUUCUGCUGCUGUUAACGCCAGAGCCAUGGCCGCCGCCGCCGCCGCCGCUGCCGCUGCUGCGACUGCGACUGCUGGGAGGGGAGGGCCUGGGGGAGGGUUAGGUCAGGUGAUGGUGGGGGGAAUGGGUCCCGCUUCUCCUGCGCUAAGUGAGUCAGGGCGCGGGGAUUACCGCGCCACACGGGCAGGCCUUUUUGGUAACCUCUAUGGUGGUUACAUUCAGUGA